UUUUUCUCUAUAACUAGCAACUGGUUAAACAGCUUGAAAGCUAGACAUCGAUGGGUAUGAUCCUUUUACUUACAUUUAUCAGUACUAAUGUACUUAUUUUGCUUUUGAAAUUCUCCAAUGCCCUUGAAAGCAUUAGUCCAUCAGAAUCUAUGGGUGAUGGAAAGACAUUGGUCUCCAAAGAGGGAACCUUUGAGCUGGGUUUCUUUAGUCCUGGCAUUUCGAAUAACAGUUACUUGGGAAUAUGGUACAAGAAUAUCCCACUUAGAACCAUUGUCUGGGUGGCAAACCGGCGCAAUCCUAUCAAUGGUACUUCUGGCUUGUUGAAGAUAGACGACACAGGAAAUCUUGUACUUCUCAGCAAGAACAGUAAUGUUGUUGUUUGGUCUUCAAACUCGACAAUAAAAGCUCGAAGUCCAAUAGUACAACUUCUGGAUUCCGGCAAUCUGGUCUUAAGAGACAAACAAGAUGCAAAUACUGGAAUCAUAUGGCAAAGUUUCGACUAUCCGUGUGAUACACUGUUGCCAGGAAUGAAGCUCGGAUGGGACUUAAAGACAGGAUUUGAUCGGCGUCUAUCAUCUUGGAAGAGCCCGGAUAAUCCAUCUCCUGGAGACUUUACAUGGACACUGGAACUUCAGAGUAACCCUGAGGGAGUGAACUGGAAGGGAUCAAAGAAGUUCUACAGAAGUGGCCCAUGGAAUGGCAUUGGAUUUAGUGGUGCCCCAGAGAUAAGGGCCAACCCACUUUUUUAUUUUAAUUUUAUCUCGAAUGACCAGGAGGUGUAUUAUUCAUAUGACCUUAAGGAUCGAUCUGUAAUCACGAGGAUAGUCUUGAACCAAACUACCUAUCGUCGUCAGCGAUACACAUGGAGUGAAGAUACUAAAAGUUGGAUUCUUUAUGCUUCUGUCCCAAGAGAUUACUGUGACAAAUAUGGUCUUUGUGGUGUAAAUGGAAAUUGCAUUAUUAGUGCGAUGCCCGUCUGUCAAUGUUUAGAAAAAUUCAAGCCUAAGUCAGUAGAGGCAUGGAACACAAUGGACUGGUCUCAAGGAUGUGUGCGAAAUAAGGAAUUAGAAUGUCAGAAAGGAGAUGGAUUCAUCAAACUUGAUGGGCUCAAGGUGCCGGAUGCUACAGAUUCUUGGGUCAACAAAACUAUGAAUCUCAAGGAAUGCAGGGCUAAAUGCUUACAGAACUGUUCUUGUAUGGCAUAUACAAAUUUAGAUAUUAGAGGAAGAGGCAGUGGCUGUGCUAUUUGGUUUGGCGAUCUGAUAGAUAUUAGACAAGUUCCAAUUGGAGGCCAGACACUAUACGUUCGAUUGCACGCUUCAGAAAUAGAUGACCAUGAAGAGGCAAAAGCUAAACCUAAGAUAAGGAUUGCAGUGAUAACUACAGUUACCAUUGCUGUGGUCUUUGGGAUGCUCAUGGCCAUCUAUUACGUCCGCAAAAGCAAGGCAAAGCGCGCAGGGUUACGAAGAGAAUGGAAAAGUGCUUGCAAAAUGAUCAUGAGAAAGAUACAAAAGGAAGGCUUGGAGCUACCACUCUUUGAGUUCACUGCAAUAGCUAACGCCACCAGCAACUUUUCGAUCAACAAUAAGUUAGGAGAAGGUGGAUAUGGACCUGUCUACAAGGGUAAGCUAGAAGAUGGACAAGAAAUUGCUGUGAAGAUGCUGUCAAGGAGUUCUAGACAAGGAUUAAAUGAAUUCAAAAAUGAAGUGAUACUGCUUAACAAGCUUCAGCACAGAAAUCUUGUAAAGCUUCUUGAUGGGACAAAAGGAAAAAUGUUAGGCUGGUCAAGGCAUUUCAACAUCAUUUCUGGGAUUACAAGGGGGCUUUUCUAUCUUCAUCAAGAUUCCAGAUUGAGAAUUAUACAAAGAGAUCUCAAAGCAAGUAAUGUUUUACUUGAUGAUCACAUGAAUCCAAAAAUUUAUGAUUUUGGCUUGGCUAGAAUGUUUGUGGCUGACCAAACUGAAGGCGACACAAGCAGAGUGGUGGGAACUUACGGUUACAUGGCACCAGAAUACGCUACCGAUGGUCUAUUCUCAGUGAAAUCCGAUGUCUUUAGUUUCGGUGUCUUAUUGCUUGAGAUAAUAAGCGGAAAGAAAAGUAGAGGGUUUUACCAUCCAGACCAUAGCCUUAGCCUUAUUGGACAUACAUGGAGAUUGUGGAAUGAUGGCCAAGCAUCAGAGUUAAUUGACGCACUGAGAGAUGAGUCAUGCAAUCCCUCAGAAGUGCUGGGAUGCAUACACAUUAGCCUCUUAUGCGUGCAACAGCAUCCUGAUGACCGGCCAAGCAUGGCCUCUGUCGUUCGGAUGUUGGGAGGAGAGAGUGCAUUGCCCAAGCCAAAAGAACCAGCUUUUCUUAAUGACGGAGGUCCACUUGAAUCAAGUUCCUCCUCAAACAAGGUUGGAUUAUCUUCAACCAAUGAGAUCACUGUCUCAGUCUUAGAGCCUCGGUAGCUAAUUACUGGAUAUGAAUUUUUCACUAAUUUCAAAGGUUGCGGUAAUAUUAAUUAUUGAACCUAUAUUCCUUUAGCUGGUAAGCUUAACUUGAAUUAAUAAGGUCUGGUGAUCAACUUUUUAGCAGGAUCGAUCGACUCUAAUUGUAUUUCUGAAUUA
Populus nigra (black poplar) is the source of this 2609-nucleotide messenger RNA. RefSeq names its product G-type lectin S-receptor-like serine/threonine-protein kinase At4g27290. The transcript has 8 exons. The record is from RefSeq and is a predicted model, not a curated record. Gene Ontology annotation, molecular function: ATP binding; protein serine/threonine kinase activity. Gene Ontology annotation, biological process: recognition of pollen; protein phosphorylation. NCBI's taxonomy places the organism in Eukaryota, Viridiplantae, Streptophyta, Magnoliopsida, Malpighiales, Salicaceae. Bases 51 to 2450 code for a protein of 799 amino acids.